CAUUAAUGUAGGUUGACAAGCUUGCAAUUAAGUAAUUCUUCUUGAUCUACAGCUAAUUGAGGUUCGUUUUUAUUAUAAAUUUUUUCAUUUGGUGGUGAUUUUAAACUGUAUGUCAUGUGUAGUGGGCAUUUACACUUGAGCUCUACGAUUAUAUCAAAUGUAGUUGUUAUUUACAUUGAUCCUCAUUUUUAAAAGUUUGUUCCAGAAUUUGUUGUUGAAUGUAAAAUGUAUAGUGGUCAUAUAUUUAUGAACUUGAUGGUGAUGUUGAUUUUUUAUGUGUUGUUGUAGAAAUGGCUUCAUUUCGUAUGACUGUUGUAUGCUUUUGGAAUGGUUCAAUUCGAUCAACUAGUAAUAAUGUUAAGUAUGUUGGGGGAAAACGUAAACUGUUUGCAUGCAACUCAUACAUGGAUUUGAAUGAAUUUAAACAUUUUAUAUGCUCUAGGAUUGGCAUUGACACUACAAGAAGUACUGUUAAUUUAAGUUUUAAAUACAAUCUGAGUGGAGAUUUGUUAGCUUUUCCGGUUGAGGAUGAGGAGGCUAUAGAUGCAAUGUGGGAGUAUUCAAGGUCUACCCCUAGUCCUUCUUUAGAGUUAUAUGUAGAAAAGGUACCCCUAGGGAACGAAGAUGUGAACGUUGUGGAAACAAAUGCAUUUAUGAAUAUAACUUCUUCUGCCCCUUCUCAUACGCCCUUCCCUACCCAAGAAACCGAAAAUUCCUUUAUUCCAUCUUCCUCUUAUCCUUGUAAUGAACCCAAUCAAGUUCAAUUUCAAGUCUCAAAUGAUGUUACUUUUAACUUACAAGAUACAAAUGAGCCUUGGGAUGAUGUUAAUAGUGAGAGUAAUGAAUUCGUUGAAGCUCCUUCUGAGGACGAUGUGGGUGUUGAUGAGGAGGCUCUAGCUAAUGACAUGACCUUAGGAAACAUUCCAACAAUCGUUGCUCCUACACCCUAUGCACUGGUUCCCCCUCUAGAUGAACACUUUGAGGACAACUCUUGGAGGUCUUGGGAUUGUGAUACAACCUACACCGACGAAGAAGAGUUUCAAAAGGGUAUGAUGUUUGACAACAAGGAUGCCUUGUUGGACGCUGUUAGAUUGUAUCAUAUUCGUAGGAACGUUGAGUACCGAACUGAGACUUCAAAUCAAACCUUGCUCACGUUGAAGUGUAAGAGAGGGUGUGGUAGGAGGCUUAGGGCUAGGAAGAGCUCCUAUUCACCGUCAUGGGAGAUUAACUUAUAAAGGGAAGCAUGGGGGUUGUGUUUUAUGUACUGAAAACGUGUCAGCUGGGCACAUUCAUUUGACAUCUUCCGUGAUUAACAAUCGUAUUAGAAAUUGUGUUGCUCAAGACCCAUCAAUUAAGGUUUCUGUUGUCGUCAAAUGGUGAAAGACCAAUUCGGUGUCGAAGUGACCUAUAAGCGGGCAUGGUGUGCUAAACAACAAGCCCUUCUCUCCAUCUAUGGUACGUGGGAAGAUUCUUAUCCUCUUCUUCCAUGCUUCCUGAAGGCACUGCAAAUUUCAAACCCCGGCACCGUAGUUGAGUGGUUCUUUAAGGAAGAUAAUGAUGUCGGUGUGUAUGUCCGUCCUAGUAUUAGAACUUUCCAACGCGUGUUUUGGGCUUUCCAACCUAGUAUUGAGGGAUUCAAGUAUUGCAAACCCGUUAUUGCCAUUGACGGAACACAUUUGUAUGGUAAGUAUCGCCAUACGUUGUUGGUCAACCGAUGAGGAGUGUGGGUCGUGGUGCAUUUGCGCCACCACUGCUUCCUCCCCCGCAUGUGCCAUAUGGAUCGCGGUGGUCAUUUGAAAGACGAACAAGACCCACACUGGAUCGGGCGUGGGGUUCUACCGCGAUCAACUCGAUCUAUUACGUGCUGACCAGUUUCUAUGGGACCCUUACCCCGCUGAGGCAUACGCUGCAUUGCCUCAGCACUCGGGCAUAUUGUCAGGGGCGUGGAGAGCAUCUGUACCUCUGAUCUGCUUCGACAUAGUCGAAGUGCAUCUCCCUGAGCGCGUACUGCGCCAAUUUGGGAUGGUACAGGGCAUCCCGCCUCCAUGUGACACAGAAGCGGAGCUCCACCACUCUCGCAAGGGUCGGGAACCCAAGAACUGGCUAGAGGUCAACUGGCGCCAUGUCGCUCGUUGGGAGCACAGGCUAGAUCUGGUUGCCCAAGGUGCGCCGAUCGACGCUGCAGGCGCACCUACUACGGCGGAUUACAUGCCGUGGUUCCUCUCCAUUACUCGACGAUGGAUGACACCACGAGGUAUCUUGGCGGCAUCCCAGUACAAUCCCACAGCACCGACGAUGACGCACUUUGAGGCGUCAUAAACCGUCACAAUUAGACAGGGUACAGGAGGAGGAUUAGCAUUACAAUAGUUUUGUAAUUAUUGAACAUUUGUACAUACUCAUUUGUAACUGUUGGUCUUUUGUGUGUAAAUUGUAACAUAUAUGUAGAUGUAUAUAUUUUUACCGUAGUAUCACACGUUUAUUAUGAGUUAAUUGAUGUUAACUACUCAGACUUUUGGGCGAUGAAUCAUUCCGCGAACAAUGCAGCAUGAAUUUAAUCAAAAACAAACAUACAAUCAUAUUCAAAUAAGGAUGUUGCUAUCCAACAUUCAACACAAUUUCAAGCAAGUUCAACAAAUCCAAAUCCAAUUACAUACUUCAUGCAUUAAGUUAAACUAGCGUCCGUAAAUAAGAAGGCUUAUUUAACUUUCUCAUAAUUCUUUCAGUCUCUUCUUUCCUAUGUGCCAUAUCAUUCAUUUGUCUCUUUAGAUUAAAUACCUCAUCUUUAAGCUCUU
Molecule: messenger RNA, 2792 nt
Organism: Amaranthus tricolor (Joseph's coat)
Lineage: Eukaryota; Viridiplantae; Streptophyta; Magnoliopsida; Caryophyllales; Amaranthaceae
Exons: 3
Coding region: 291-1235 (314 amino acids)
Source: RefSeq, a predicted model, not a curated record